AGUGUCAGACCUGUCAUUUAGAUGCGAAUAUUCAGUAGGAAUAACUCUAAGCUUUCCAGUUUGAAUCUUUUGAAAUGUUAUCACCGCUCCUCUGUGUGUAUUUGGUUUCGGUCAUCCCGAUCCAAGUAAUGGAGGGGGUAUCACUUGUGACAGACGAAGUAAAGAAUGCUACAAAAAUGGAAGUUUCUGCCAGCGACAUUAAUAAUGUCGAAAUUUUCCGACAGCUUUUGAACCAAGAAACGCUUAUAAGGAUGACUUUAGUAAAAAAUGUACACGCUCUGAUGAAAGACAUGCUUACAUUGAAGCAGAGUUUAUCGAUUGCCGAAAACGGUCUCUCUAAUUUAAAGCAGACAACCGAACAGGAAAUAAAAACACUGAAGGAUGAAAAUAAACAACUGCUGCAGGACAAUCAGAAACUGAAAGGAAAGACCGAUGGUAUCAGUAAUCAAAGUAGUGAUAUCAUUAAAAACUUAGAAGAAAUCAGGAACGAUCGAAAACAAUUUCAACGCAGAUUUAGCGAGGAAAGGGAAAUAUUUGAGAAAAACAUGUCUCAAAUUUUAACAGAUACUAAAACUGAAGUUCGAUAUCUGUCAAUUACACUCUUUGAUUUGAACGAAAGUACCAGAGAAAUACGAAAAGAGAUUCCUGGACGCGUUGAAGAAAUGUACAAUAAUAUAUCUAAACGUUUGAACAAGUCUUUGAUGAAGGUUGAGGGCAAUUUAGUAGCAUCUAACAAGAAACAGGAACAUUUAAACAACACCAUAGCAGCCAUAGAGAAAGGAUAUUCUUUGAUGUCUUCAGAUGUCGAGGGUAGAAUAUAGCAUUUUUGUUCCUCUCUAAUUCACUUUAAGUGUGACAUCAUAUCCUAUUUCGCCCCAUAACUGACUCGAACUUCGUAAUAGCUCAUACACAAGUUUGGGGGAAGAAGUAUUUUGGAGUCAGCUAUGGCACAAAGCGUGAUAUGCAAAUAUUUAUUAGGUACCAGGGAUCUUUGUGUGUUCACAGGCCGAACGGAGUAGCUCUAUCUCGUUCAACCUGUAUAAAUGAAAGGCCAAAGACAAGGGAACGUUAACAAAACAAUAGACAAAUUGAGGGCAGAAUUAAGACAGAUGCAGUUUGAACAAUUGAAAUUGUCGGCCUCCGUGUCAUCCCUGGAGGUUUUCCGAAUUAACUUCUCCAGCAACAGUUGUGAUCAAAAGGGGAAAAUUGGUUUUACGGUUGGAAUGCCAUCUAGCAGUGGUAGCUGGAGCGGAAGCACGCUAGUGUUCUCAACAAUUCUCUACAACGAAGGAGAUGGAUACAAUUCAAAAACAGGGAUUUUCACUUCUCCUUCUGAGGGACAUUUCGUAUUCUUUCUUUCAGCACAAUCUUAUAAUAAAAAAUACGUAUAUUUCGAUAUUGUUCAUAAUGACAACGCCAAAGUGAAAACAAUGGCGUAUAUAACUGGAUCACCCUCCUUUAAUAUAUACCAGAACGCCGCAAACAUGGUUCUCCUUCAUCUACAGCGCGGUGAUAGGGUAUAUGUAAAAAGAAAUAGUGGAUCAGGAUAUUAUUCUCAAUCAGUUCCAAUCAUGACUUUCUCUGGUUUUCAGAUUUAUUAACCUUUUGUUAAUACUUGUAGACAGUAAUCCAACCGGAACCUGAGAAGCAUGAACACGUACAUGUCCCACUGUAUUAACUGUAUUAACUUCUUAUUUCCAAAAGUAACCUGAGCAUAUAUCUAUCUAUCUAUAUAUUGUUCUUUUUUUCAAAUUCAGCAGCACAGAUUUCUGUAUUUUUAGACACAUUUAAACAGCUUAAUGUUUUCAAAAUGCUAUUGUUUACAUUUCUAUUUUCAUAAUAUUGUUUAAAACAAUCUGACAUGACCCCCACAAAACCAUACGCAAAGGGAAGGGCAUUCGCAAGCUUUGAAUCAAGAGUGGUAAAAAAUAAGUUGAGAUAUUUUGCUAUAUCGACCGUGUCAGGACAUGUUUGACCAUCACUGUCUAAUAUGUCUUUCGAAUCUUCCCUUUUCUGGCUUCUGUAUCCCAAAUCUUUUAAAAGUAAACUAAGGUUAUUAUUUUCGUCUUUGCUCUCAUCUAUUUUCUCUGAAAUAUGGGCAGCUUUUGCUAUAUGCAUCUUUCUUUGGGCCAAAUUUCUUAACAAAAUUUUGAAUAAUCUUGACGAUUCUUGCUUUUCUCGAAAAACAUAUAAAACCUAUCUUUUUGAAAUUCUCUAACACACCCGAGCUCUGUUCCCUGUUUCAACCGUACUUCUUUUAGUGUAAUAUAAGUAUUCAAAAUAUUUGGAGAAAUUUCAGAAUCUAUCCCAAUUCGUAUAAACAGAAUUAAAUACCAUACUUGAGUUCUGGUUACUUUUCUCAAGCUCUUUCACAAAGUGGUCAGAAUUUAAAAAAUCAUCCACCUAAUUCUGACAGGAUUGUGCUUGUUUAUUUAACCUUUACAUAUUUUCCUUGUACAAUAUAUCAUAUCAUAGUCACUCAUGCCAAAAAGAAUUGUACCAGGCUGUACAAAUUUGUCUUUGUUACUCACAAAGAUAUGAUCUAUUAACGGCAUGCAUUUGUUUUUGCUCCUGUAGGAUUUUCCAUAAAUUGUAUAAAACCAAAUACAUUUAAAAUGCUUCUGUAAUUCCUAUGGUAUGCAUGCGAACUAUUUAAUAAAAGUAUAUCAAGAAUCAUACUACUCCUGAAGACAAAGUGUCUUCAUGAUGAUACAGUUAAUGUGUAGUAAUUAAUUAAUUUAGGAAAAAAUAGUUUUGCAAAACACAAUUACGAUUGCAAUUUUGAAAAAGAAAUCAAUAAUAUAUGAUGUUAUUAUACCAUGUAUGUAAUUGUAUUAUAUAAUAAUAUAUAUGCUUUGUACAUGCAUUGUAAUGCCUACAUGUAUGAUAUAUUAAGUGUCACGGAAUAAAGAAACUGAAACAUUU
This is a messenger RNA of Ostrea edulis (European flat oyster), 2925 nucleotides long. Its product is annotated as complement C1q-like protein 2. Gene Ontology annotation, molecular function: protein binding. The transcript has 3 exons. The record is from RefSeq and is a predicted model, not a curated record. Lineage: Eukaryota; Metazoa; Mollusca; Bivalvia; Ostreida; Ostreidae. The coding region runs from base 1044 to 1601 and encodes 185 amino acids.